UGGUUUUCUAGAAUUGGACAUGGAUAGGUUAAUUUUAUUGUAAUAAUAUGUUUUGCCCGCUAUUUAAAAUAAUAUUAGUUUAAGUAUAUGUGUUGUAUUUGAAUAGAUUUAAUACUCUAUACAUUGUGUAAGGUAUCAAAAUUGUAUAAGAUAGUUAUAUGUAUUUAUAAAGAAUUACUGAGAGGGAAGAACUGAGGUGUAAGUGGCUUACAUAAUGUAUGUACAGUAUAAGAAUUCUAUUUUUUCAUGUAUUUCCAUAUUGGAAUGAAAGUGAAUCACAAGAAAUAUUCUAAUAUGUGUAAAGAUGAAUUAGUAAAACUACUGAACAAACGUUUACACUCUUGCUGUACCAUCUUACAUUUGAAUUCAACUACACAUUGAUGCAAAAUUCCUGUCAAUAUUAUUUCUAUUAUGGCAACUUCUGGGCAGUAUGGCUAUAAGAGAGAUGCUAUCAGAGUUAAAGUUAUGAAAUAUGAAGAGCGAUUGCCAACCGAGAAUAAGAAGUUCAGUGUGGAUCCUCAGAUUACAUCUUUUGAGGUCUUACAAAGUUUCCUAGCCAAGGCUUUUGAUAUAAGAGGAGAAUUCACCGUUUGCUACAAGAUAUUAGAUGAUUAUGGGCAGGAAACAUAUCUUGCUCUCCUAUCAGACUGGGAUUUGGAUGCUGCUUUUAUAAGUGCCUCUGAUCCGUACCUUGAUCUGAGAGUUGAUGUGAAGCCAUUUGCGGCAUGCUGUGAGGAGUACGACAGUCAAGGCUUCGAACAUGAUCUAGUAGCUGAAAUUCGGCAAGCUCAUAGACUGCCCGGAAUAAUUAUGAACAAGUUUGAACUUGUUUUGAGAACAUACUUUUUUAUUUUUAGGAAAGUAGUGUGGAAACAUCUACUCAAUGUUUAUCCAGAGGGAAUGUCAGGCAAGGAGAGAAUGGACUACAUGAAGAAAAAAGCUGCAGAGUACAAGAUGCUGAGGGACAACUGGAAAUCAAUGUUGUAUAAAAAUGAGGAAAUUUCUGGUGACUUGGCCUAUGUAACAAGCAUGGUUAGAAAAGACGUCCUGCGCACUGACCGUCAUCAUGUGUUCUAUGCUGGAAGCGACGAUAACAAGAAUAUUGUCUCAUUGUUCAACAUACUAACAACAUACGCGCUGAACCAUCCAGCUGUGAGCUACUGCCAGGGCAUGAGUGACCUGGCAUCGCCCCUGCUGGUCACCAUGAACGACGAGGCGCAUGCGUACAUCUGCUUCUGCGCACUCAUGCGUCGCUUAUCUCCCAACUUCCUGCUUGACGGCAUCACCAUGACUAAGCGCUUCCAGCACCUGGCUGAGGGCCUCCAGUACUUCGACCCCGUAUUCCACAACUACCUCAAGUCGCAGCAGGCCGACGACUUGCUAUUCUGCUAUCGCUGGCUUCUGCUGGAGAUGAAACGGGAGUUCGCGUUCGAAGACGCGCUGCGUAUGCUGGAGGUGAUGUGGAGUUCAGUGCCGUCGACGCCGCCCAAGGCGGAGCUGCCACUCAGCCAGCAGAGCGACGCCGAGGUGAGCACGACGCCGACGCCGGCGCCAAUGAGUCCGCGACCACCGACGCGUGAGACGCCUUACACCAAGGUGUGUGCGCUGAGACGCCAAAGCUCGUCGGCGUCGCUCAGUCUGGACGGCGCACUGGCCGCUCGCAGUCGUGGACGCCUCGCCAAGCAGCCCAAGGCGCGGCCCUAUUGCAGCAUGGACGACAGUCAGCUUACCAACGCCAACGAAAACACCAAAGUCAUCAAGAACCUCAACGAGUUCCUCAGCUUCGAUAAAGGUGGCUCGUCCAAAUCUCGGUCCCCUGACAACCCGUCAAAGAAGAAGCAAAACGUUGAAGACGACAGCUCACCUGAGGAGCCAGCAACUUAUCACAACAAACCAACGUUCCAACAAGACUCAAAUGCCAGAAAAGAAAAUGGCGAACGAGUACCAACGUUCGAACAAGACUCAAAAACCAGGAAAGAGAAUGGCGAAAGGAGCUCCCCAGAAGACUCAUCCGAAUUUUACCCCAUGACCACAUCUAUGACCAGGGAGCUUAGACUGGAGCUUGAAAGCUUGGACAGACAGGUGUUUGGAAAUGAAAAGCAGAAGCAAGAAACCGCUGUCAACUGUCUAGACGAUGUGUUUGUUUGGGAAAAUCCGUUGCGGGUUUCCACCACACCCGAUGAGCAAGUUGACCUCGAAUACGAUUCCAAUGCAGGCGAAAUAUUCGAAACCGAAGGCAACAGUGUUAAAUCGGUUACACCUAUCAAAUUGCUCAGAAAGACAACGUCGCAGACGAGUAGUAACAGCAGUUUCUCGGAAAGCAGUUGCAGCACAAACGAUGGCAGGACUAAAUCGCUGCUGGAACGCCGGAAAGGCACACUGGCUGAGGUGAAGUUGCCCAUUGAUGAAGACAGGUACAGCACCAAUGGUAAUGUCGAAGAGGCCACUGAGGUGAGCAGUUUGAGGCAGCCCAGAACAGGAAGUCUACCUCCCCCUCACGAGUUCGGCGGUGGCAAUCCGUUCCUCAUGUUCCUCUGCAUCACUGUUCUGCAACAGCAUCGCGACUUCAUCAUGAACAAGGGCAUGGACUACAACGAGAUGGCCAUGCACUUCGACAAAAUGGUCCGAAAGCAUAAUGUCACCAAAGUUUUGAAUCAAGCACGAUCAAUGUACGCUGAUUAUAUGAAGCAAUUUGAUAAAGCCAACUGUCAUCUCAAAGCUUGA
Molecule: messenger RNA, 2724 nt
Organism: Nilaparvata lugens (brown planthopper)
Lineage: Eukaryota; Metazoa; Arthropoda; Insecta; Hemiptera; Delphacidae
Product: TBC1 domain family member 25
Exons: 8
Coding region: 412-2724 (770 amino acids)
Biological process (GO): regulation of autophagosome maturation; activation of GTPase activity
Cellular component (GO): autophagosome
Molecular function (GO): GTPase activator activity
Source: RefSeq, a predicted model, not a curated record